AUGUCUAGUUCAGGUCCGAGUCUUACUGACUACAUCAACGACACCUGUCCAGCUUAUAUAGAAGAAUUGACAUGGGGCUCACGUCGCCUGCGACUCGUGCCGAGUGCAGAGGAGGGCUACGAUUCCGAUCUAUCGACGCCAUCUAUCGGUGUCUCUGUUUGGGUGGGCGGCGCGAAUCGACUUUUAGACAUUUACGGAGAUGACGGAGGGGUAGGAUCGGGAGGGCCAAGAGGAGGAGAAGAAUCCACAUUUAAAUCGGUAGCUUCGAUCUCUAGAACGAUUCACCAUGGCCAUGAGCAACAUGAUCUCGAGUCCUCCAGCGCAGCCGCACUUUCAAAACAGUUUAGCCAGCUGACGCUUGGCGAAACGAAUAGGUUCAAGACAUCUACGGCAAUUUCAGAGCAGCCUAAGAACAGCGCAUUGAAUAGAGAGAAGUCUAGUAAAGGCGAGGAAGAAACGCAAAUCGGACUUCAAGGGCCCAGGAGAAGCAUAGCUCCCAGACAAGACGAUUCAGCUUGGCUCGCAAAAUCGCCUGGGCUUUCGACAGAUGGCAGUGGCGACAUCAAGAUCAACCCUCGUGAGUCAUCCGAUGCGAUUGGUGAGGAAGAGGCACAGAAGACGGAUGAUCUUCUCCAGACGCCCAGGUCAUCCAAAGAUACUUGCUUCUCUGUGCCGCGGUGUCCCAAUCCGACCAACGUACCAACACCAUUCCAUUCCAAGGGACUUAAGCUAGCUUGCCCAUAUCUCAAGUUCAAUCCAGCAGUCUCGCCGAGACUAAUCAUCGACGGUCCUGCCUUUAGAGAGCAUCUAUACAGACACCACGAGCAAAAGCCCCACUGCCUACGUUGCGGCAAAAUCUUUGACAGUCAAGCUGACUCGGCAGAGCAUGCUCAACUGGAGAAGCCCUGCAAUCUCGUGAAGAAUGUCUCUUUCGAAGGUUUUAACAAAGACCAGCUGAAGAAAUUGAAAAGUCGGAAGCGGACACGAGGCGAUAGAUCGGAGGAAGAGAAUUGGAGGAACAUCUACCUCAUACUGUUCCCGGAUUGCACCGUCAUUCCAGACCCUUUCUACAGGAUCCAGUAUGAUGACAGCAUUGUAGAACACAGUGAACUUCAGAAGCUAUUCACACAAGACAACUACUCUGACAUGGGCGAGCAGUUCUUCUCAAAACUAGAGGAAAUCGCUGAAGUCUCCCUCGAUGGCGCCAAAAGGCGCGCAAUGUUGAUGCUUUUCGAGACAUUUGCUCGAAAGAAGAUCGCCAAGACGAACAAAGACCACGGCCCGUAG
Colletotrichum paranaense is the source of this 1287-nucleotide messenger RNA. RefSeq lists its product as uncharacterized. The transcript has 3 exons. The record is from RefSeq and is a predicted model, not a curated record. Lineage: Eukaryota; Fungi; Ascomycota; Sordariomycetes; Glomerellales; Glomerellaceae. The coding region runs from base 1 to 1287 and encodes 428 amino acids.